UCCGAGUCAGUCAGUAAAUCAUUUCAGCUCAUAGCUGUCUCCAAUUUAGUUUCAACAACAUCAACUUUCGGUUUCACUACUUGAGAAAUGAACUACACAGGGUUCGCAGGAUUUCCCCAAUGGCUUUAUCCACCCGCGUGGAGGUCCAACAAAGAAAAGAGGGACAGAGAUCUCCGAGAACAGAUCAAGAAACUAUCUAGAUCGUCUGCUUUAGAUGAUGCAGGCAUCGAUGAUGCUCAAGUCCUCACUUUGACCAGGGAAGAUCUCAACGAGCUUUUCCCAGGAAUCAAGAACUUUCAACUCAGAAGGAAGAUUAUGGAGCUUAUAACAAAUGCACUAAAGAAAUCGAGACUCAUCAGACCAGGCAACAUGUUUCCAGUCUUCAACUGUCCAAUUUUGGAUUCACCUCAUCCCGGUCCAGAAACAUUUGCCAAUGCCCUGAAGAAUUUAAUGCAACACCGUAAUAGCAGUGAUGCUGCGGUUCAGGAUGUGUUAAGAGAGAGUCUUCGAACCUUCAGAGAAGUAGAGGAGCAGCUCAAAGCAGCACAGGCAUCAUUGAAACCGUACAUCGAGGUCUUAAACGGUCUCAAUGAAGCAUUUGUUAAUAAAGCCCACUGGGGUUCAGAAGCAGCGUCGGAUAGCAGACAACCACAACAACAUUUUGGCCAAACUAAUUCGAUACCAAUGAACACGCCAAGCUUUUAUGAGCCGUCAGUCAAAGUGCAUUCACUCGUUUGUGGCCAAACACUUGGAGCGGAUCAGCAAAUUCUUGCGAUGCUGCAGAGAGUUACAUUGACUGAUAUAGCAGAAUGUCAGCUGAUACUGCUCUUCUGUCCAGUGGUAUCAAGAGCUGGAACUGACAUUGAAGAAGCUCUGAGGAAACUCCCAGGUGAUAAAGCCACAGUUCUAGUGGUGAUGCAUCACACGCACAACCACAACUAUGUGUGGCCAAGUCCAAACAUAUCAUCACCAUCUCAAGAAAACCUAGUGGAUCUUGUUAACGUGCUCUUCCACGAUACAGCCAACGGCCUUCUAACGUGUCCAGAAAAUAAAAGUGCAGUGACCCGAAUUCAGUCUGUUAUACACCAGUGGCUGUAAAGUUGAACAAAGACGUUAAGAGUUGGUUUAAUAAAUACUGAAAACGAAUUUUUACAAUGGUUUGUUUACAUAAUUUCCACCAGUGAAGAAAGUUUAUUGUGGGAUAAUUUUGUUUAUAAUAAAAUAUACAUUACUGACUGAUUGAACAUUUUAAUUCUUAUUUGAACAAAAUGCUGCUGUGGGUAAUACACUGUAUGCAAUGUUAAAAAAAACUACUAAGGAACUGAAAUCCAAAACAUUUUUUUGAUUCCCACCUAGGUAGUGUGUAUUGUCAUUUCUUGAAGUGCUUGAUAUGUUGUAUCUUCCGUACGUGCCAAUAAAAUCUGUGAUAGUAUUUCAUGACGACAUUAAAGAUUAACAUGUCAAGACUUGCA
Messenger RNA from Misgurnus anguillicaudatus (oriental weatherfish), 1472 nucleotides. RefSeq lists its product as uncharacterized. The record is from RefSeq and is a predicted model, not a curated record. NCBI's taxonomy places the organism in Eukaryota, Metazoa, Chordata, Actinopteri, Cypriniformes, Cobitidae.